AGCAACCUUCGCCUACCAUGCAGCCAUAUCUUCACUGCAGGGUGGCGUCAGGCGAAGCAUGAUCUUCUCAAUUGUCGCCAGCGUGGUCCUUUCGAUCGCCAUCUACGCCAUGUGGCACGUGCUCGAAGUUUCGUACCGGCACAAGGCCGGAGUCCUGGUCAAGGCCAAUGACGACAGCGUGACCGAGCCGGCGAAGGAGACCGCCCGCCCAACGCAGCAGACCACGCCGUCGCUCCUCUGCACGUCGCCCAGCUGCGAACAGUUCUCGAGCAUCUUCCAGGACGCUCUCUCCUACGACCACGAACCCUGCUCGGACUUUUACCAGUUCGUCUGCAAGCGCUGGAGCGUGCGGCUGCCGCACGAGUACACCGUCAAGGCGGAACACCGGCACCGCAUCGUCGCGCUCAUGAGCCGAGUCGUGAACGCGCUCCCACACUCCGCGGCUUCCAGCUCCUCGGAGGUGAGGGCGGCCAACCUGUACUGGAUCUGCAUGCAGCCGGACAGCAACGUGGACACGCUCAGGGAGUUCAUGCGCGUCGAAGGCGUCGCCCUGGACGAUGACGACGAGCCGGGCGAGCACCCGCUGAAGCACAUCGUGCACCUGAACGUCCGCUACGGCUUCGAGAUCAUCUUCAACGUCGCGCGAGGGCAGAUCGGCGCCGACGCCGAGUGCAGCGGCGCCAAAUGGACGUUUAUGUUCGAUAACGUCGACGUCCACACGUACGCGCCCUUCAUCGAAGACCUGACGGGCAGCGUCCACUUCAUCAGGAGGGCGUUCGCACUAGUGACGGGGAAGGACAUUCCCGCAGCAGUGCUCCGUGACAUCAUCCACGUCGACGCGUUCCUGGUGAGCCUGCUUCACCGGUUCACCUGGUUGCCCGUGAGAAGAGCGUUCCAGCUCGGAAAAGGAGGCUUCUUCGCGGCCAAUGUGACCGUGGCCGACAUGUUCCUCUACCUCGGCGAGUCGCUGCACAUCCAGUUCGACGUCGAGGACUGCAUAGUGGUCGCGUCGAUACACAUUAUCCAGCUUGUCGAAGAGAUUCUCACAAAGUUCAACACGACGCAGCUGAACAGGUACGUGAAAUGGUCGGUGCUGCGUCGCAUCAUUCCCAUCGCCGAGCCGACCAUCCUGCAGCCAAUGCAGCUGCGGCACUACUACUGCUACACCAUGCUGGAGCGGCUGCUGCACUACACACUGUCCAGACGAUUCCUGGACAGCGUCGUGGAGGCCGGAGGUUCCGCGACGCGCGAGGCCUCAACCAUGAUCAGGAUCAUCCUGCGCUCAGCCCUCUCCUUGGUCGACGCCAGCAGCUGGAUGAGUAUGGGCCAGAAGAUCAGUAUUCACCAAGAGCUGGCCAAAAACACCCGCGUCUUGGGCUACUCUGUCUCGCAAGAGCCUGCGGCGUCGACGAUUAGGACGUGCCAGCUGAAUAGAACGUCGCCGUCCGGGCCGCUCGUGUACCCGAUGAGCACGGAGGUGACCUUCAGUUCGGAGGCGCACACGCUGUCCGUGCCGGCGGCCCUGCUGAUGCCGCCAUUCUUCGGCUCCGACGGCCUUCCCGGAAUCAACUAUGGAGCCCUUGGUUUGGCCGCGUCCAGCGCAUUGAUGGGGCUCCUGGAGCUGUACUUGUCCAGUGACCAACAGUAUCCGGGGAACUCCGAUAGCGAAGGCGGCUUUGGCAACCGAUUAGAAUGCCUGAAAAAGGCCUACCAGGAAGAUAUGGGAGCCGACCGAGGCACGUUGAACAAGAUGGCUGCGCUGCGAGAUUUCGUGGGCCUACUGCCCACGUAUCGGGCCUUCGUGUCGACGGCGUCCGCCCAGCGGCUCCGGGGCCUCCGGUGGAUGAGCGAAGAGCAGCUGUUCUUCGUGGCCUUCUGCUACCAGCAGUGCGAGAAUGCGGGCGACGAGCGGUCCUCGAAGGCGGUGCCCGUCUCCGCCUACCGCUGCAACGUGCCGCUCCGGCACACGCCGCAGUUUGCGGACGCGUUCAACUGCUCGCCGGAUUCACCGAUGGUGUCGCCCGAACCGUGCACUUUCUGGGACGAAGCCUUGGAGCAAGCCGCGAUGCGAACAGUGAGAAAACCUGUCGGAUCCCACUGA
Dermacentor silvarum is the source of this 2101-nucleotide messenger RNA. RefSeq names its product neprilysin-2. Gene Ontology annotation, cellular component: plasma membrane. The record is from RefSeq and is a predicted model, not a curated record. The coding region runs from base 59 to 2101 and encodes 680 amino acids. The transcript has 4 exons. Gene Ontology annotation, molecular function: metalloendopeptidase activity. Gene Ontology annotation, biological process: protein processing. Lineage: Eukaryota; Metazoa; Arthropoda; Arachnida; Ixodida; Ixodidae.